Molecule: messenger RNA, 1605 nt
Organism: Cricetulus griseus (Chinese hamster)
Lineage: Eukaryota; Metazoa; Chordata; Mammalia; Rodentia; Cricetidae
Source: RefSeq, a predicted model, not a curated record
UUGUCUCAGGCCCUUGUGGAGAUUACAGGAUCCUAAAGGCAACAAGACUCCUCUUGCCCCCGGUAGCUGCCUUUCCAGAGGAGGCCGCCAGGGGACUCCGGAAGGAACAUGAGGUUCCCUUGGAGAUCAUUUAAGAGGAAGAUGGAAGGAACCAUUUGAAAUUGAGUAAAACUACAGGCUGCAAGACUGGGGCCUGAGGGCUGGCAGUGGAAAACUCUAUUGGGCUGUGAUCUCUCACUGAAAAGUCCCAAGUGCCUUUUUGCUUCCUGCCAAAGGAAGGAAGACAAGGAGGAGACCAUGUCCAUAGCCCUGAAGCAAGUGUUCAACAAGGACAAGACCUUCCGGCCCAAGAGGAAAUUUGAACCUGGCACACAGAGGUUUGAGCUGCAUAAACGAGCUCAGGCAUCCCUCAAUUCAGGUGUGGACCUGAGAGCAGCUGUGCAGUUACCCAGUGGGGAGGACCAGAAUGACUGGGUGGCUGUGCACGUAGUGGACUUCUUCAAUCGAAUCAACCUCAUCUAUGGCACCAUCUGUGAGUUCUGCACUGAGCGGACCUGCCCGGUGAUGUCAGGGGGUCCCAAGUAUGAGUAUCGGUGGCAGGAUGACCUUAAGUAUAAGAAACCAACUGCACUGCCAGCUCCCCAGUACAUGAACCUGCUUAUGGAUUGGAUUGAAGUCCAGAUCAACAAUGAGGACAUAUUUCCAACAUGUGUUGGCGUUCCCUUCCCAAAGAACUUCCUUCAGAUCUGCAAGAAGAUCCUGUGCCGUCUUUUCCGAGUCUUCGUCCAUGUCUACAUUCACCACUUUGACCGGGUCAUUGUGAUGGGUGCAGAGGCUCAUGUCAACACCUGCUACAAACACUUCUAUUACUUUGUCACAGAGAUGAACCUCAUAGACCGCAAGGAGCUGGAGCCCUUGAAAGAGAUGACAACCAGGAUGUGCCACUAGCAUUCCACCUCAUUUCCCGGAAGAAAGGAGCACUGUUUCUCCCAGGAGUCCCCACGGGACAGGAAGUGGCCCUCCCUGGCUGAAAUGGUCCCUACUUCCAGGACUGGAAAGCUGGAGCCCCACAAGGACUUCUGAAAGAUGUCUCCUACCCACUUCGUGCGCUCUUAACCCUCUAAGUGCUGCUAGCCAGGGCCUGUAAGCCAGGCAGACCACAGCUUGAAGGACCAGCCUUGACCCCUGUGGCUGAAGACAGUGCAGGACAGGCCUCUGCACUUCCACUCAUGUCAUACCUGUGCCUGCCACCUGACACCUAGGCUUUACUGGAAUUCAGGUUUUGAGACUGAGAGGUUUUCGUUAUUGUUCUUUUCCACUUAUGUCUUACCAGACUUCUUGACUAAUUUCUCUAUCAUUUAUUUUUCUAAGUUCCAAUCAAAUUUGGGGGAUACCAUAUAAUACUAUUUUCCUAUCCCACAUCUCCAUGAGUCCCUGCAGUGUCUCUGGACCUGUGACUUAACCUUGUAUAUGACUUGGAGCUGGGAGGGGUCUGCAGUUCUCCUGGCAGCAUCCAUGCCGUUUCCUUCAUGGGGUGCAUGAUGUGUACCCCAGACAGGCCAUUAUUCACUUGCUCACCAUUGGAAAGAGUCUGGGGACCAGAAA